AUGUUUCAUUUCACUGUUGCUACUGCUGCAGCAGCAGCAGUUCUCUGUGCUAUCAGUUUGGUGCAGCACGUGCAGUGCUCGGCUGAAUGGUUCCAUCGGGAACCCUCCAGCGAAUGGGAUGCCGGACAAUACUGGGGCAAAGACGGUAGUGCUUGGGGUAGUGCUGGUGUAGCGAAGGGUCGAGCGGCCAACGCAUAUGAACAUGGUGCCAGGGGUCACGAUUACAGCGACAAAGACCACGCAGGAUUUGUGUACGGAAGCAAAGGUGCCGCCGACGGCUUCUCUGAAUUCGCAAAGCACGCUGCUGAUGAACACUUCGCGGAUGCUCUGGAAGCCGGGCAGCAUGCGCUUUCAGGAGCAGAAGGACACAAGAAGUAUUCCUACUUCACGCGUGGAUCUGGGCCACAAGGCUUCUACUCAAAAGGAUACUUUGGAACCAAUGGUUAG
Molecule: messenger RNA, 447 nt
Organism: Gongylonema pulchrum
Lineage: Eukaryota; Metazoa; Nematoda; Chromadorea; Rhabditida; Gongylonematidae
Source: the annotation of a GenBank genome assembly